AUACCAUUUCGCCAUGAGGCUGUUCGCAGUGAUUUUUUGGAUAGGCUGGGCCUUUGGCCUAGCGAAUUCCAAGAACCCGAGUGCCGAGACGGGCAGACUGAUAGCAUCUCUACAAGCUGCUCCGGCUCCGGCGCCAGCACAAAGUGUGAUCUACAAGCUGCCACCACAGCACUACUAUCCGCCACCACCGCCGCCGCCUCCGCCUCCGCCACAGCACUGCAAUUGCCCGCCAGGUCCACCGGGGCCUCCUGGACCGCCGGGCUUACCAGGAACGCCUGGUCCGCAAGGUCCCAAGGGACACACUGGGUCCAAGGGCGAGCGAGGAGAGAAGGGAGAACGCGGUCACUACGGACUACCAGGCCAACCAGGUGAACCGGGACCUAUUGGUCCACCGGGACUACCAGGCCCACCCGGUCACAAGUCGGGACAUGGUCACCAUGAUCAUCAUGAUCACCACCAUCAUCAUCCAGCGCCACCGCCACCACCUCCACCUCCGCCUCCGCCGCCUCCACCACCACCACCACCACACUCACACCCGCAUUCACAUCAUCCCCACCCGCCGAUCGUGACGCCACCAAUUAUAGUUCCCAUACCAUUGCCACCGCAGAAAGGUGAACAUGGUCACCAUCAUCACCACAAGGGAUCCAAAGGUCCACCCGGACCUCCAGGCCCACCAGGAACGGGACCACCGGGUCCUCCAGGACCUCCAGGCACUACGUAUCCACAACCCCCACCACCACCACCACCACCGCCACCUCCACCACCAUCGUACCCAUACCCACCGUACCCGUAUCCACCACCUGGUCCUUAUCCGGGACCAUGGAUUCCUCUGCCAGUGCCAGUGCCCUGGCCCUCAAAGGGACAUAAGGGGGAUAAAGGUCACAAAGGAGGUCAUAAGGGAGACAAGGGCGGACACCACCAUCACUAUUAUCCACCAGGACACGAUAAGGGAGGCUACUAUCCGUAUCCACCCCACGGUGGCCAUGGAGGCCAUCACCAUCCAGGCCACAAUUAUCCAGGCCCCUAUCCGCCACCAUAUCCACCUCACCAUCCACAUGAUGGCGGAGACAAGGGUUAUCACCAUUAUCCACCCCACAAUCACGGAGGGCACAAUCACGGGGGACACAACAACCAUCAUCCACCUCACAAUGGAGAGCACAACCAUAAUCAUCCCCCUCACAAUCACGGAGGACAUGGCCACCAUCAUCCCUCACACAAUCACGGAGGGCAGGACCCACAUAAUACACACCCCCACACUGGUACACACGGAAAUGGAGGACACAGCCAAACUUCACACCACCAGCACCCCCAUCAUCAUCAACCAAAACCCACUAAGCCAGAGGGUAGUGGCGAGCAAACUCCACGGGAUGAUCUGGACUUGCUAGAUGAAAAUGUGGAGAUUGUCGAAAACAUAAUUGAUGAAAAUGAUAACGAAAAUAAUUUCAUGGAGGGCGAGGAGGAAAUGUCCAAUGAGCCCAAUGACUUGGAGACGGAACCCGAGGAUGCGGACUACGGCCUUGAAUAUGCAGAUAACACAGUGGAGAAUCCCGAAUCUCCGAGUGGCGCUGAAGAAAUCGAUGAUGAGGAUUCAAGCUAUAUGGUACCAGAAGGAGAUGAUGCGAUGGAAGAGGACCAUAUGAUGGAGGACCAGAUGGACCCAGUGAAUAUGAUGGAGGAUAACGCACCUAUGGAUGGAGAUGCAAUUGAGGAGCGAACCAACAAAGGUCCGAUUAUCCUGUCAAUUGGAACUCCUCGAAAUCCCUUUCACAUUUACGCCUAUGAACAGUAUAAUAUAUAAAUAAGCCAACACCACGAGAAAAUAAAAAAAUAACAUU
Drosophila melanogaster (fruit fly) is the source of this 1835-nucleotide messenger RNA. RefSeq lists its product as uncharacterized. Lineage: Eukaryota; Metazoa; Arthropoda; Insecta; Diptera; Drosophilidae. Bases 14 to 1798 code for a protein of 594 amino acids. The record is from RefSeq and is marked reviewed. The transcript has 3 exons.